CAAAGUCCAGGUUUAGGGGACACAGGGCCAAGUCGCAGCUGGGACCGGGCUGGUGGGCGUGGGCCGGAGCCCCCUCUGGGCUCUGUUUACCCAAGGAGCCAGAGGCUGAAGUCCGAGGGCGGGGAGAGGUGCAGGCCUCAGGCCGUCGGCGCCUUUCAUCGAGGCGCCCCUGCACUUUGAAGACUCUCACUAGCUUGCCGGCUCGGGGACAGGACGCGAGCCGCAAUGCUGCGGCUGCUGGCGACCUGGGGCGCGGGGCCCGUGCGCUCGGGGCUCUGCCACUCCUGCCGGCAGGCUUCGGACGCUCCCCGGAACCAGCCUCCCAGCCCCGAUUGGGUGGCCCGGCCGGUGGGCCUCUGCUCCAUGAUGCGCCUGCCGGUGCAGGCCUCCCCCGAGGGGCUGGACGCCGCCUUCGUCGGGGUGCCCCUGGACAUCGGCACCUCCAACCGGCCGGGGGCGAGGUUCGGACCCCGCCGCAUCCGGGAGGAAUCAGCAAUGCUACGCGCGGCCAACCCUAGCAUGGGUGCCCUCCCCUUCCAGUCUCUUGCCGUGGCCGACCUUGGCGAUGUGAACGUCAAUCUUUACAACCUUCAGGACAGCUGUGGGCGGAUCCGAGAGGCCUACCAGAAGAUUGUGGCCUCGGGCUGUGUUCCUCUGACCUUGGGUGGAGAUCACACAAUCACAUAUCCCAUAUUGCAAGCCAUGGCAGAAAAGCAUGGCCCCGUGGGGCUGCUGCACGUGGAUGCCCACACGGACACGACCGACAAGGCCCUGGGGGAGAAGCUCUAUCAUGGGACGCCCUUCCGCCGCUGCGUGGACGAGGGACUCCUGGACUGCGAGCGGGUGGUGCAGAUCGGCAUCCGGGGCUCUGCUGCCACCUUAGAUCCCUACCGCUACAACCGGAGCCAGGGCUUCCGGGUGGUCCUGGCUGAAGACUGCUGGUUGAAGUCACUGGUGCCACUGAUGGCGGAAGUCCGGCAGCAGAUGGGAGGCAAGCCCCUGUACAUCAGCUUUGACAUCGAUGCCUUGGACCCCGCCUACGCACCGGGGACAGGGACACCUGAAAUUGCUGGUCUCACCCCGAGUCAGGCUCUCGAGAUCAUCCGCGGCUGUCAAGGCCUGAAUGUGGUGGGUGGUGACCUCGUGGAAGUUUCUCCGCAGUAUGAUGUUUCUGGAAAUACAGCCCUCCUGGCAGCGAACCUGCUGUUCGAGAUGCUGUGUACACUACCCAAAGUGACAACUGCCUGAGCUUUCUAGAGACUGCCUUGCUGGACAAUCUCCGGAAUUUAUGAGCCACAAUCUUGAGUAUGAGAGUUUAUGCCAGUAGAGCUGUCUGCUGGAAGUGUCACUGUGGCUAUAAAAUAAAGACAUUCAGAACUCUAACCCAAACA
This is a messenger RNA of Heterocephalus glaber (naked mole-rat), 1391 nucleotides long. It is a transcript of the gene Agmat, whose product is annotated as agmatinase (putative). Lineage: Eukaryota; Metazoa; Chordata; Mammalia; Rodentia; Bathyergidae. Gene Ontology annotation, molecular function: metal ion binding; agmatinase activity. The record is from RefSeq and is a predicted model, not a curated record.